AUGGUUAAUAUUUUUAAUCGACAGACGCACGAGAAUCGAGAAGAUGAGCAUCAAGAGGGGGAGGAUCGAGAACAAUAUCCGGCUCCAGAUGAGAGAACUCGACUUCUCCCUCGCGAGACCGAGCGGUAUUUGAGUCCUGAUGACCCUGCUGUCUCUCCUUACAACCUCUGGAGCGUUCGAGCUCUACGGGGUCUCACCUCUACCUUUCUCGCCGUCAGCUUCAUCUGGUGGACAUUCCUACUUGUAUCCCUCUUCGUCAGUGCACCGGCUUUACACACUCGCGGAUCGGGUUUCUUCGCCUUUGCCUACACUACGUUAACGGUUGGAUACCUUCUGUUCGGGCUCAUCUUCUUCGCCGUCCCCUCGAAACCGAUGACAGUAUGGGGUCUUGUGCUCGCCCUAUUCUUAUUCAUCGACAUGUGCAUAACAGUCGCAGUGCCACGCAUACGACUUGAGGAAGGCUGGGUCGGCAUAGCUACUGUGGUCUGGGCAACCCUCAUCGCAGUCUACAAUAUUAUGCAGAACCGUUUCGUUGCUUGGGGUAAACGAGAGGAGGAAGAGCGGCUCACAGGCCGUGAGGAGACCCGCCGGUCUCUACGAGAAUGGCUCGCCGUGCUAGCUGAGACUCUCUUCAUGGCCAUCAUUGCCAUAAUUUCCGUGCUUUUCAUGAUCACACUGGCGCUCCGAGCGCGAGACGCCACCCUCCAAGCCCCAGGGCAGAAAUUCUACGUCACCGGUAACAACUACCAGAUACAUCUUGACUGUGUAGGAAACUCGACCGAUGAUGAUUCAACACCAACCAUUCUCGUUGAAGGUGGUGAAUGGCCUGUCGAACAUACUCUCCAACCAUUCAUCGACGAGCUUCAGCAAAAGGGUGCUAUAUCCCGCUACUGCUACUGGGAUAGACCAGGAAUCGGGUGGUCUGACAAUGCCCCUUCCCCAUUCUCAGCUGGAAUGGCCUCAGAUGCACUCUCAGAGGCGCUCGCAUUGGCUGGUGAAGAAGGCCCCUGGGUCCUCGUCUCUGCAGGCGUGGGAAGUAUAUACAACCGGAUCUUCGCGAGUCGCCACCUACUCGAGGUCAACGGCAUCUUCUUAAUAGAUCCGUUGCACGAAGACUACCUAUCCGACAUCGGCGAUCCGGGCUACGGCUUCGCUCUAUGGGUCCGCGGCAUACUUUCACCGCUAGGCCUUGACCGUAUAUUCGGGGCUAUCUUCAGGCAUCGUACGCGCGAGGACCGUGUUUUCGGCCGCAGUUCCUAUCAAACGGGCAAAUUCAUCCGUGCGAAGCUCCAGGAGAACCUAGUCGCCGAGUCCUUGACCUCAUCUGAGAUUCAAGCUGCGCGGCAUGUUCAGAUGGCUGAUACACCGUUGAUGGUUAUUAGCUCUGGGGACGAAGUAAAGAAAAGUGAUAAGUGGGCUGAUAAGCAGGAGGAUCUCACAAGCAUUACGAAGAAUCUCAAAAAUUGGGAUAUUGUCAAGGAUGCGCCGCAUGAUGUGUGGAAGACCACGGAAGGGAGACGGGUCCUGGAGGAAAGGCUGAGAGCUAUGGUAUCGGAAAAAUGA
Aspergillus puulaauensis is the source of this 1563-nucleotide messenger RNA. RefSeq lists its product as uncharacterized. Bases 1 to 1563 code for a protein of 520 amino acids. The record is from RefSeq and is a predicted model, not a curated record. Lineage: Eukaryota; Fungi; Ascomycota; Eurotiomycetes; Eurotiales; Aspergillaceae. The transcript has 2 exons.